This is a messenger RNA of Macroventuria anomochaeta, 1644 nucleotides long. Its product is annotated as quinate permease. Lineage: Eukaryota; Fungi; Ascomycota; Dothideomycetes; Pleosporales; Didymellaceae. Bases 1 to 1644 code for a protein of 547 amino acids. Gene Ontology annotation, cellular component: membrane. Gene Ontology annotation, molecular function: carbohydrate:proton symporter activity. The record is from RefSeq and is a predicted model, not a curated record. The transcript has 5 exons. Gene Ontology annotation, biological process: transmembrane transport; carbohydrate transport.
AUGGGCUGUUUUACCACUCAUGCAUCUGGCACGUUAGAUCCUCCGGAGGUGAGGAACUGGCGCCUCCAUGUCAUCGCCUGUAUUGCCUCUAUGUCGGCCCUAGCCAUGGGUUACGACACCGCCGUUAUUGGCGGAACUAUGGCACUUGACUCGUUCAGACGCGACUUUGGGACUAUCAACAUCCCUCAGACUCAGCGUGACACGAUUCAGGGCAAUAUCGUCUCGACUUUCCAGGCCGGCUGCUUCUUCGGCGCCCUGUUCGCCUUCCCACUUGCGGAAAAGCUCGGUCGAAAGAAAACAAUGAUUAUCGCCUCAUCCGUCUUCCUCCUUGGAGGCACGUUGAUGACGGCAGCUCGCGGUAGCCUCAACAUGAUCUACGGUGGACGAGCCAUUGCAGGCUUAGGCAUCGGCGCAUCGUCCAUGACAGUUCCUGUCUAUAUUGCCGAAAUCGCUCCACCGUCUGUUCGAGGUCGACUCAUUGGUAUCUUCGAGAUCGCUUCCCAAGGUGGAGGCAUGUUGGGCUUUUGGAUCAACUAUGCCUGCGAUCGAACGAUUGAUGUCAAUAACCAAGCUCAGUGGACUAUUCCACUCGCUGUUCAGCUCAUUCCUGGUCUGUUGCUUCUUCUCGGUGUCGCUUGGUGCCCUGAGUCUCCACGUUGGUUGGCCCGUGGUGACAACUUCGAUGGAGCUGAAAGGAUCCUGACAAAGCUUCGUAAUCUUGACUCGUCACAUGCCUACAUCCAGCACGAGAUGAGUGAGAUCCGCGCACAGGUAGAGGAGCGCAGUACCAACCGUAUGAGUAAGAAGGCGCAGUUCAAGAAGCUCUUUCAGAAGGGUGUACGAAACCGCAUGGCCAUCGGUCUUUCUCUCAUGUUCUUGCAGAGCUUCACGGGAGUCAACAUCAUCACAUACUACGCCCCCCGAAUCUUCGAGACCCUCGGUAUCUCCGGUACCUCUCUCAAGCUCUUCUCCACCGGCUUCUACGGUAUCGCAAAGACCCUCGGCAUGUGCACCUUCACCUUCGUCGUCGUCGAACGCGUCGGUCGCCGCAAGGGUCUGAUCUGGGGCGCCGCUCUCGGCUGCAUCCCCAUGUGGUACAUCGGAGGAUACGUCAUGAAAGCUGACCCUGCCGCCGCCGCAGCAGCAGGCACUGUCAACCGCGACGGCUGGGGCUACCUAGCCAUGGUGUGCGUGUACAUCAACGCAUUCAUCAUCUGCGCGACAUGGCAGGGCAUCACAUGGACUUACGCAUCUGAGAUCUUCCCGCUUGAUAUCCGUAUGCUCUGUGUCUCGCUCACUACUGCAGAUACGUGGCUCGGAUCUUUCAUUAUUGCGCGCAGCACACCGUACAUGAUCAGCGAUCUCGGGUACGGUGCGUAUUUCUUCUUCGCCUCGAUCCUGGUAGCCAUGGGCAUAUGGAGUUUCUUUUUCGUACCCGAGACUAAGGGUAUCACGCUCGAAGAUAUGGACGCGCUGUUCCUCAAGCCCAUGCACAAGGCUGUGUGGGCCCAGGUUCGUGGCAAGCCGCUCUUUGUCGACGAAGAUGAGGCUGCGAGAGGUAAGGGGCUGGACCCUGUCAAGGAGAAGAAUAUGGGUAUCGAGCAUGUCGAGACCAUUUCACCAAAUAAAAGAGGUGAGAUGUAG